Coffea arabica (coffee) is the source of this 1391-nucleotide messenger RNA. RefSeq lists its product as uncharacterized. NCBI's taxonomy places the organism in Eukaryota, Viridiplantae, Streptophyta, Magnoliopsida, Gentianales, Rubiaceae. The record is from RefSeq and is a predicted model, not a curated record.
UCCCAACGCCCAGCCCCUUCCUUUCCUCCAGAUAAAAAAAUCUGAUAAAGACAAGAAAGAACAGAAGAAAUGUUGAAGGCUGCCCAAUCUCCAUUAUCCGACCACCAGAUCCAACGGCCGAAAAGUGGCCGGAAGCCACUGCAGCCAAAGAAUUCUCCGGCCACUCCUGUUGUCAUCACACCCCACCAAAAACCGAAGCAAAAUGCUGCAACUGAUCGGAUUGAGGUGUCAGUGUUGGAUAAUGACUCGAACAAGGAGAAUGUGAAUCCCCUUUUUGCCACCCCGGUGAAGAAUGAAGAGUUCAGGAUCGAACAAUUCGAUUCGUCCCUGGCUGAGGAGCUGAGUGCCAUUCGCGAGAAGCUCGAGAGGUUGAGGAUAGAGAAGGAGAAGACGGAGAAGAUGCUCAGUGAGAGGGAUUUGGUUCUUGAUUUGCAGAUGAAUGAGUUGCACAAGAGAGGCGAAGCUCAGAAGAUGCUCGAAAUCGAGGUUGAUAGGCUGUAUCGAUUGAAGCAGCUCAAGUUAUCUUGCAUGGGCAUUUCGCCAAUCCGAUCGCUGAGAAAUAAGGCAAAAGAAAAGGGCGAGGGAACGAAAACUGAUUACAGGGAUGAAGUUAACCAGGAGGAAAGCCUGUGAAGCUGAGAUCAGAAAUUAAUAGAGACAUGCAACUGGCAACAUAAUAUUGCCUGCAAAUUGAAAUUUGACAGGCACGAAUUAUAUAUAUAGCUCCUUUUUAACAAUUUUUGUCUAGUGGAAGAAGCAAAAGGGGAUGUGAAAACUGAAAACUGGUGUGGCAGCUAAGUGGUGGCACAAUACAUCAUUGUAUAGUUUCUAACAGAGCUACUAUCUCUACUGUAGAGAAAGAAGGAAAACAAAAAGUUUAUCUAAUUACUGUUUAUGUUUAUUUCUCUGUGUAUUUUCUCUUUAGAUUGGCUCUCUCAACGGAGGAAAAGAAAUUAUAAUAUGUUGCAGAUUAUCAUAAAAGCUUGAUGGAAAGAUGCAGGGCCAAGAAAAGAAAAGAUUAACUGGGAUGUCAUUGACAGCAUAUUAAGUAUUAACAGAUCAAUCAACAAUCAGUACCUUUAGUUCACCUAUCUGGGCUGGAUGAGAUGUCGUUUUGUUCAAAAUAUAUCGUGUUCCAUUUGUGAGAAGCAGUUGCUUUGAUGUGCUAAUCAAGAAAUAUUGCUUCAAUUCUCUGCUUGGAUAAUUUCUUGUCUUACUAGCAGUCUAGCAUAGUUCAAUUUUGAUGUCAGAGGAUAUGUUUCCUCUCGACCGUUAUUUUCCUCCGUAUAUGAGGAAACAAUGCAAGUAGAUUGACUUAUUUCCUUACUUGAUGAUGCUAUGAUAUAAUCCUUCCUCUUUGAUAAGGAAAAGCUGAAUAACAGCGCCUGAAA